AUGGCGGCGUUUGGAUAUCCAUCCUCGAUCAUCGGCGUCACCCUCGCACAGCCAUCGUUCCUCUUCUAUAUGAAGCUCAUCGACCCCGCGACGGGAGAGAAGGCCCACAACGCCGACUCUCUGAUCGGGGCCAUGUCUGGUGUCUUUCAGGCCGGAGCCUGUAUAGGUGUCAUGAUGACGAGCGAAAUCAUGGACAGGUGGGGACGAAAGGCAGCAGCAGCAUUCUGUGUGGUCACGAGCCUCAUUGGCGGUGCGGGUCUGACUGGUUCGGUCAACACGACCAUGUUCAUUAUAUUCCGCUUGAUUGCUGGAGGAGGAGCAUGGGGGUUCCUUACACUCAUUCCGGUCUACGUGGCCGAGUUGGCACCGCCAAAAUUGCGAGGCUUCUUUGUCGGCCUGAUCGGGGUGUUCAUCAACGUCGGCUACUCCAUCGCCACUUACAUGGGUCUGGCUUUCUACUAUGUUGAAAACAACCCGGGCGCGCAAUGGCGAGGGCCCCUCGGUCUUGCGCUGAUUUUCCCGGCCAUCCAUAUGCUAGUCGUCUUGUGGGCGCCAGAGUCGCCACGGUACCUGUUGAUGAAAGGCCAGGUCGAAGACGCCAAGCGGAUCGUCAUGGACAUCCACAAAGUGCCCAACGACCCGGAUCAAGAAUACGCCCGUGGUGAGUUUUACCAGAUGCAGAAACAGGCAGAGUUCGACCGGAGUCUCGCGCCGACGUACCGGGCCAUGUUCUUCAAAAAAUCGUACCGCCAGCGGAAUCUGUUGGCCUGUGGUUUCGCUUUCCUGGGGCAGUCCACUGCGGUCCUGGUCAUCAACAAUUAUGGUCCUACGCUGUACGGUGCUCUUGGAUACGGCACCGUGGAUCAGUUGAAGCUCCAGUGCGGAUGGAUCACCAUUGGCAACUUUGCCAACCUUUUCGGUGCUGUGAUUAUAGACAGGGUGGGUCGACGCCUUCUCAUGCUUGGAGGUAUCUUCGGCUGCUGUCUUUGCCUGAUCAUCGAAGCCGCCAUCGUUGCCAACUUCGCCAGCCCGGUGCCCACGACGCCGAACCUUUCCGCGCUGCGGGCCGGUGUUGCCAUGUUGUACCUCUUCCUCCUGUGCUACGGCUGCGGCGUCGAUGUCGGUGGCGUCGUCUUCUACAGCGAAGUCUUCCCAAACCAUAUUCGGGCAAGGGGUGUGGCGAUGGCCAUUUGUGUGACUUCUCUGGCCGAUCUCAUCUACCUCCAAGUGGCCGCCACGGCAUUCGCGAACAUUGGCUGGAAGUUCUUCCUCGUCUUCAUCAUCAUUUCCGGCCUCGGCGGCAUCGUAGCUUUCUUUGUAAUACCAGAGACGAAGGGAUUGCCACUCGAGGAGAUCUCCGCCAUCUUUGGAGAUACCGACGAGGUUGUCGUCUACUCGGAGGAUAUCCACGUCGACCAUCAAACGCAUGAUCUCGUCGUGGACGUCCAUACUGGCAAAACGGUUGGGGACCCUGGGGGUGAACCCAUCCGGAAGGUAGCAACAGAAGCACCAGGGGAUCAAGGAGACAACAAAAUGGAGGCAGCUCAUGUCGAAGGUUCUGAGUUGAUAACUUCAUCGACAGAAAAAGACACCUGA
Molecule: messenger RNA, 1596 nt
Organism: Fonsecaea monophora
Lineage: Eukaryota; Fungi; Ascomycota; Eurotiomycetes; Chaetothyriales; Herpotrichiellaceae
Exons: 4
Coding region: 1-1596 (531 amino acids)
Biological process (GO): carbohydrate transport; transmembrane transport
Cellular component (GO): membrane
Molecular function (GO): carbohydrate:proton symporter activity
Source: RefSeq, a predicted model, not a curated record